Cryptomeria japonica (Japanese cedar) is the source of this 2914-nucleotide messenger RNA. Its product is annotated as probable leucine-rich repeat receptor-like protein kinase At1g35710. The coding region runs from base 119 to 1432 and encodes 437 amino acids. NCBI's taxonomy places the organism in Eukaryota, Viridiplantae, Streptophyta, Pinopsida, Cupressales, Cupressaceae. The transcript has a single exon. The record is from RefSeq and is a predicted model, not a curated record. Gene Ontology annotation, molecular function: protein binding.
GUUUCUCCCAACGUAGAGAAAUGCAAUUAUAAAUCAGCUUUAGUUUCUUCUAUUAUUUUCACAGAAAGAGCAAGUUUGUUUGGAGGUACAGACAAGUGUUGGUUCAUCUGUGAUAAAGAUGAAGAUGAAGAUGGUCUUCCUGUUAUUGUUAUUAUCAGUAGUAGCAAUGUUGCCCUGCUCCUCUGCAUGUUAUGUAGAUGAGAGAAAUGCCUUGUUAGCUUUCAAAGAGGGCCUUGAUUUCACUUCCUCUCAUUACACACUGCAAUCCUGGAAGGGAUUUAACUGCUGCUCAUGGGAAGGAGUGAGCUGCCACCCAAUCACUGCCCACAUCAUUUCCUUAGAUCUGAGUCCUCACUCCCUUAAUGCCUCCUGGAAUCCUCAUGACGUCAUCAUGCCAUCGCCAUUCAUGUCGUGGAGGGAACUUCGUGGGGAACUAUUCCAACUACGCCAUCUGGAGAGCUUGAACUUGAGUGAGAAUGCCUUUAUCCCUUCUCUUCCCAUCCCUUCACAGUUUUACAAGCUCAGUAAUUUGAGGUAUUUAAGCUUGUCCAGCUCAAAGUUUAUUGGUCAUAUUCCGAGAGAGAUUGGUUAUAUGUCCAGUUUAAUAUAUCUUGAUCUGUCUUCAAUUUUUUUGAAUGACACCAUUCCAAUGUUUAUGGCUAAACUUACAAAGCUCAUGCAUCUUGAUUUGAGUUUUAAUUCUCUGAGUGGCAUCAUCCCAAUGUCUAUGAUUAAGCUGUCAAAGCUCACAUAUUUUGAUCUGAGUCAUAAUUCUUUGAGUGGUACCAUCCCAACAUUUUUGGAUAAGUUGUCAAAGCUCACAUAUAUUGAUCUGAGUUCUAACUCUUUGAGUGACACCAUUCCAAAUUCUUUGGGAAAGCUAACAAAGCUCUCUCAUCUUAACUUGAGUUAUAACUCUUUGAAUGGUGCAAUCCCAAUAUCUUUGGGUAAGUUAUCAAAGGUCGCACAUAUUGACAUGAGAUCUAACUCUUUAAAUGGCAGCAUCCCAAUAUCUUUGGGUAAGCUAUCAAAGAUCACAGUUCUUGCUCUAUGUUAUAAUUAUUUGAGUGGCACCAUCCCAACAUCUUUGAGUGAGUUGUCAAAGCUCACACAUCUUGACUUGAGAUCUAACUCUUUGAGUGGAACCAUCCCAACAUCUUUGGACAGGCUAUCAAAACUCACACAUCUUUACCUAAGUUUUAAUUGUUUGAAUGGUACAAUCCCAACCUUCUUCAGUAACCUCACCAAGCUCAUAGUUCUUGAUCUUAGCUUCAACCACUUAAGUGGAACUUACCCACUUUCUCUUUUUGAUAUUAUACCCAAUAUUCAAGAAUUGUAUCUUUCAGGGAAUAUGUUGACUAUAAAAGUCAGUGCCUCUUAUAUUCCCAAUUUUCGACUUGUAUCCUUAGGUUUGGGAUCUUGUAAUAUAUAAGGGAAUUUUCCAGAUUUUAUUUCAACUCAAUACUCCUUAGGAUUUCUAGAUUCGUCUGGAAACUCACACAGUGGAAAUAUUCCUUAUUGGUUAUGAGAUUCUAUGCCCUUUUAUUAUCUCAACCUCUCUUAUAACCAGUUUGUAGGCAAUUUACCUAAUAGGCUGCUUGCAUUUGAACAUGGUUCUAAUGCCAACUCAGCUAUUGAUUUGCAUAAUAAUAAGUUGCAAGGAAAUAUUCCCCAUUCUCUACAAAACGUGAUUUUUUUGGACCUUUCAGAAAAUCUAUUUGAUGGACCCAUUCCACAUUCUAUUUGUGAGUCAAGUAAUUUGCAUGUUAUAAACUUGUCAAAUAACAAGCUUAGUGGUAAGAUUCCCCAAAGUUUAGAAUAGUGUUUUGAGAUGUCCGUGUUAGAUCUAGAAAAUAAUAAUUUCAAGGGCACAAUUCCAAAUAUAUUUGGGAAGAUGAAUUCUCUAGAAACAUUGAAAUUAGGCCUCAAUGGGCUAAAAGGGAACAUACCAUCAUCCCUUGUAAAUUGUACUUCUUUGGAAAUCUUCGAUCUCAGGAAUAACAAUAUUCGUGGGGGCAUUCCUACUUGGAUUGACAACCUGAAAAGGCUUCAUGUCUUAGUGUUAAAAUCUAACAAAUUUGUUGGCCAGAUACCCACAAAAUUAUCAAAUUUGCAAAAUCUCCAGAUAUUGGAUAUGUCAAGCAACAAAUUUUCAGGCGUUAUUCCCAAUGGCUUUAUGAACUUGAGUGCAAUGGCAAAUCAGACAGAAAAUACAGAAACUAUUGAAUUGAAUUUUACAAAUAUUGGUUACAGGGACUAUAUAGAUACUAUAAUCAUUAGGAACAAAGGACAGAAUCUGGAGUAUGGGAGAAUUUUGAGAUUAGUAAAAUGCCUAGAUCUAUCAGACAACAAUUUAUCAGGCAAAAUACCUUGGGAUAUUCAAUCCCUCAAAGGAUUGCUAAUUCUCAAUGUUUCAAGAAAUUAUUUCAGCGGUAAGAUUCCAAAAUCUUUGGGAAGCAUGCUACAACUACAAUCACUUGAUCUUUCUAGAAAUGAACUGUUUGGAACACUUCCAUCUGAGCUGCAACAUCUCACAUAUUUGAGCUACUUUAAUGUGUCUCAUAAUAACCUAUCAGGAAGGAUACCACAAGGAGGACAAAUGAUGACAUUUGAUUCCUCAUCAUUUUCCAACAAUUCAGAUCUAUGUGGCCUACAAAUGAAUGUGUCAUGCUCAAGAAAUCAUCCUAUGUCUCCCAACGAUGAUGAAAAAAACAAAAAUGUAUUAGACAAAGAUAUAUGGUGGGACGUGGGAAUAGGAAUGGGAAAUGCAUUUGGAUUUUCAAUUCUGAUUUGGGUGUUGUGUUUCAGCAAAUCUUGGAGUGCAAAAUGCUUCAAAGUCAUGGAUGACAUUAUUGACUUCCUUUUUCAAGCUUUCAUGAAACAAUUGUGUAAUAUAAGAUAAUAUGUUUUCUGA